UAUCGAUAAUCGCUUAUUCCAUGCUGCUUCCGAGAUUUGACCAGCGCGGGUGCUUUUCCCGUGCCAACUUCAUCGCCGGACCACCUUCCUCGGCUCAAUCCCAUAGGCCUCUGCGCUUCGCGCCUCGUCGAAGACAUGCCAGGCGCAUCGGCCUCGCAACGGCGGAGUGCGCCGCCGGUUCCUUCUCCGGCCCUGCUCUGGAAGAAGACGAUGGAGGUGGGUCGCAGAAAAAGACCCAAGUAGUAAGCUUGAAUUGAUCAUUGUCAUGCCUUGCUGGAGAAAGAGCUGUAAAAUUUGGCGAUGUAUUAUCGGGUAGAAAUUGGGGAUUUCGUUGAUUCGCAUUCUGAAAUGGCCCUUUACCGGUUUGUCUGGGUACUGUUCAGUUGAACUCACUGAUUUCGUGUGCUGGGAUUCUGGCUAAUCGUAAGUAGGCGAGCUUGCCAAAGUUCCGUCGGUGGCUCAUCUCUUCUUCAAGAUGAAGCCUCUUUCUGUAGUUUGGAUUAUGGAUAUCGUCUCCCUCCAAAGGAAAUCCAAGAGAUUGUUGAUGUGCCACCAAAUCCUAGUUAUUACAUCUCCCCUCGCAGAGAUAGGAUCAUGUUCUUAAAACGUAGAGCUAUGACUCCAUUGUCAGAGCUUGCUAAACCUGGUAAAAUCCUUGCUGGUAUACGGAUCGAUCCAAGUUCUAACACAAGGAGUCGAAUGUCCUUUUACACCGAGAUCAAGAUCCAUUUGCUGAUGGAUGAUGGAACUUUGGGUCCAGAGAAGGUGGUUAACGGAUACAAUGACAAUGCAAAGAUUAAUUUCAUAGGAUGGUCACCAGAUGGUCAGCACGUGGCAUUCACUGUGCGCUAUGAAGAUGAGGUGGACAGUGGCAGCAAUUUAGCAUUGUGGAUUGCUGAUGCAGAAUCUGGAAAAGCUCAACCUCUUUUUAAAUCAGCAGACAUCAUGUUAAAUGCUGUUUUCGAGCUAUAUGUAUGGGUGAACAAUUCAUCUCUAUUGGUUUGUACUAUUCCUUCAUCACGUGGAGGUCCACCAACGAAGCCGUUGGUGCCUCUUGGCCCAAGGAUCCGGUCUAAUGAGCAGAGAAACAUCAUUCAGAUGAGAUCCACAAAAGAAAUGCUGAAAGAUUUGCAUGAAGAGGAAUCAUUCGAUUUCUAUGCAACCUCUCAGUUAGUAUUGGUUACAUUAGAUGGGACAGUGAAAAUGAUUGCCCCUCCUGCUAUAUACAUUUCUCUUGAUCCUUCACCAGAUGAGAAAUAUUUGUUGCUUACUUCUGUGCACCGGCCAUAUUCUUCUAUAGUUUCAUAUAAAAGGUUCCCAAAAAAGGUUGAGCUGUGGACGAUUGAAGGUAAAUUUGUCCGUGAAGUUUGUGACUUGCCCCUUGCCGAAGAUAUUCCUGUUGCAGCUAAUAGUGUCCGUAAGGGAAAACGUUUAAUCAGAUGGAGGCCUGAUAUGCCUUCAACAUUAUAUUGGGUGGAGACACAAGAUGGAGGAGACGCAAUUGUUGAAGUAUCACCACGUGAUAUAAUCUACAUGGAACAUGCCGAACCUUUGGAUGGUGAAAAGCCUCUAGUCUUACUUAAACUUGACCUUCGAUACAGAAAGAGCUACUGGUGCUAUGGAUUGUUCGUGCUAGUCUAUGAAUACUGGUACAAGACACGCAUAACAAGAACAUGGGCUAUAUCACCUGACCUCAAAGAUCAUAAACCACGUUUAUUAUUUGAAAGGUCUUCAGAAGACGCCUACUCAAAUCCAGGUUCUCCAGUGAUGUGCAGAACUCCGGCAGGCAUGCUUGUGAUUGCAAGAAUUAAGAGAGACUGUGAAGGAAGCUACAUCUUACUGAAGGGAAGGGGUGCCACACCAAAAGGAAGCUCCCCAUUUCUUGAUCUUUUCAAUGUAAAUACUGGAGAAAAGGAGCGGAUAUGGGAAAGUGACAAAGAAAAGUACUACGAAUCUGUCCUUGCAGUCAUAUCAUACCAUCCUAAAUGUGAAGUGCAGCUUGAUCAACUAAAAUUACUUGUGUCUAAAGAGUCAACAAGAGAAAUCACCCAGUAUUAUGUCAAGAUUUGGCCAAACAAGAAGCAAGUCCAGAUUACAAAUUACCCACAUCCAUAUCCCCAACUGGCACUGUUGCAGAAAGAAGUAAUCAGAUACCAGCGGGAGGAUGGUGUUAAACUUACUGCUACAUUGUACUUACCUCCAGGCUAUAGUCCUUCAGAAGACGGGCCUCUCCCAUGUCUCAUUUGGUCUUAUCCAGGAGAAUUUAAAAGCAAAGAGGCUGCUGGGCAAGUCCGUCGCUCACCAAACAAAUUUGCACGCAUUAGCAACAAUUUUCCUCUUCUUUGGUUGGCUAGAGGGUUUGCUAUUCUUGCCGACCCAACAAUUCCUAUCAUUGGUGAAGGAAAUCAAGAGGGAAAUGACAGGUACAUAGAGCAACUAGCUGCUAGUGCGGAAGCAGCAGUAAAUGAAGUUGUGAGAAGGGGGGUUGCUCAUCCUGAUAAAAUCGCUGUGGGUGGUCAUUCAUAUGGUGCGUUUAUGACUGCUAACCUCUUAGCACAUGCUCCCCAUCUCUUCUGCUGUGGAAUUGCUCGCUCUGGAGCUUACAACAGGACACUGACUCCAUUUGGCUUUCAGAAAGAGACAAGGACACUAUGGGAGGCUACCGAUACCUAUAUUAAGAUGAGUCCAUUCAUGUCAGCUAACAAAAUCAAGAAACCGAUUCUACUGAUUCAUGGAGAAGAUGACAGCAAAGUAACAACAGCAAUGCAGUCAAGACAAUUAUAUGAUGCCUUGAAAGGUCAUGGGGUGCCAUGCCGUUUGGUUAUUCUCCCAUUUGAGCAGCACCAGUUUGCUGCAAGGGAGAGCAUUAUGCAUAUAAUCUGGGAGACUGAUAGGUGGCUGCAGAAGUACUGUGCAAGUAAUCCUGGGAACAUCAAGGAUCUGGAAACGAAUGUUGCUGCAUCACAAUCACCUACUGAUGCUGUGCUGUAUCAUGAAGCUUUGACCUUAAACUUCACUAAGAUAUCUAGUUUGAUCAAGUUGGUGUGGUUGACCUUUGCUCAAAUUGUUUUUAGGAAGUCAAAAAACAGCAUUCAAUGAUACUGAUUGGUUUGUAUGCACAGAACAAAAUCAUCCUUGGGUAUUGUAUUCGUGGUCGCCGAGAUUACCAGAAGAGUAUUGCUCCAUUCAUGCUCUUAGGUUUUCUUAUGUUCUUGGAACAAGAAGCUCAAAGCCACCAGUCAUACUUGUAUAGAUUGUUACACAUCAUUGCUUGUUGAUAUACAUCUCUACAGCUGAUAGCUUGGGAGCUCCAUUCAGGAACUUGUAUGGGUGGUGCUUUUGAAUACAGAGGCUUACCUGUUCUACAUCUCCAGUUUUCAAUGUGGUGCUGAUGUUGAAAUGGAGCUAUAAGGCCAGUAACACGUGUUUACUGGUAAAUACGUUUUACAUUUAGUGGUCAAAGGUUUUAUCAGAAUGGUUUCUUAUAUUAAGCAGAACCAUGUGAAAACUGCAAAAGGUAAAGCAGAGGAAUUGCUUUGGUAAAUAUUUUAUUUUAGCUGAUGA
Messenger RNA from Panicum virgatum (switchgrass), 3564 nucleotides. RefSeq names its product probable glutamyl endopeptidase, chloroplastic. The coding region runs from base 595 to 3099 and encodes 834 amino acids. The transcript is spliced from 15 exons. Gene Ontology annotation, biological process: proteolysis. Gene Ontology annotation, molecular function: serine-type endopeptidase activity. The record is from RefSeq and is a predicted model, not a curated record. Lineage: Eukaryota; Viridiplantae; Streptophyta; Magnoliopsida; Poales; Poaceae.